AUGGAGGCCUGGAUGGAGGCCUGGAUGGAGGCCUGGAUGGAGGCCUGGGUGGAGGCCUGGAUGGAGGCCUGGAUGGAGGCCUGGGUGGAGGCCUGGAUGGAGGACUGGGUGGAGGCCUGGGUGGAGGCCUGGAUGGAGGCCUGGGUGGAGGCCUGGGUGGAGGCCUGGAUGGAGGACUGGGUGGAGGCCUGGGUGGAGGCCUGGGUGGAGACCUGGGUGGAGGACUGGGUGGAGGACUGGAUGGAGGCCUGGAUGGAGGCCUGGGUGGAGGACUGGGUGGAGGCCUGGAUGGAGGACUGGGUGGAGGCCUGGGUGGAGGCCUGGGUGGAGGACUGGGUGGAGGCCUGGAUGGAGGCCUGGAUGGAGGACUGGGUGGAGGCCUGGGUGGAGGCCUGGAUGGAGGCCUGGAUGGAGGCCUGGGUGGAGGCCUGGGUGGAGGCCUGGAUGGAGGCCAGGGUUGAGGCCUGGGUGGAGGCCUGGGUGGAGGCCUGGAUCGAGGACUGGGUGGAAGACUGGAUGGAGGCCUGGAUGGAGGGCUGGGUGGAGGCCUGGGUGGAGGCCUUCUGUCGCUUCCCACCCCCACCCACAUUCACGGGUUACGGGGGUCACUGA
Molecule: messenger RNA, 612 nt
Organism: Haliotis rufescens (red abalone)
Lineage: Eukaryota; Metazoa; Mollusca; Gastropoda; Lepetellida; Haliotidae
Exons: 1
Coding region: 1-612 (203 amino acids)
Source: RefSeq, a predicted model, not a curated record